GCUAUUUUGGCACCUAUUGACCUGACAGGCACGAGAGCACGUCAGCUGCAGAUGGAAGCUCUCAGCCAGGAGUGAUGCUGUGGCGCUGGCCGGCACAGAGAGCAGGGCUUCACAGCACCGAGGGACUGCAGCUGAGCAGUUAACUAAGGCAUCAACAUGGAGGUUUCCAACCCUCUGAAGAUGUACGGCCUGUACCUGGAAGCAGUGAACGACUACAUUAAUGAAUCCUACGGAGAGGAUGUGUGGAGACUCAUCGAGAACCGCGCAGAGAUUCCCCACCUCAAGUUCGUCCGACAUCAGAUGUACAAUGACAACCUGAUCCUGCGGUUGGCAAAGGCGGCGGGGGAGGUUCUGGGGAAGACCCACGAUGAGCUGAUGUACGCCUUCGGGGUCUACAUGGUGAAGAGGAUCGGAAACUACGGAUAUGAGCGGAUUCUAAAGGUCUUGGGGCGAAACGUGCGCGACUUCAUCAACGAGCUGGACAACUUGCACGAGUACUUUCGCUUCUCCUUCCCCAAAGUGCAGCCGCCGAGCUUCUGCGUGGAGGAGGAGUGCGAGAAGAGCCUCACGCUGCACUACCGCAGCACCCGCAAGGGCUUCACUCAGUUUGUUAAAGGGCAGCUGUCUCAAGUGGGACGGCAGUUCUACAGCACGGACAUUGAAGUGGAGAUCCUGUCCAAGGAGGAAACGGAGAAAAUGACGUAUGUGGUGUACAAGAUGAACUUCGACAACGCCGCCUUCAAACACCGCAUGCCUCAGCAGAAGACGGCGCCGGGCUACGAGAAGCUGCCGAUGAAGCGAGGUCUCUUUUUUGACAUGUUCCCCUUCAGUGUCAUCUUCCGCCGCGACAUGACCAUGUACCGCAUCGGUGACGGCCUCAAGGAGGUCUUCUCCGACCUCCAGGGCAAGAAGGUCAACGAGGAGUUCACUCUGAUCCGACCCAUGCUGGAGUUCAGCUGGGAUAGUAUCUACACACAUUUGAACAACGUGUUUGAGCUGUUGUCUGUGGCGGUGGUGGAGAGCAAGCAGAAGGUCAACAUGCCCAAACUGAGCAAGGAGGAGCCCGAGGAGGGACGAGAGAAGGAAGACAACGACAAAGCAAAGUGGGAGGAAGAGCGAGAGCCGAAGGAAGUGGAGGAGAUGAAGGUCUCAGACCAGGAGUACAGCGGCGCGCUCACCCAAUACAACAGCUCAGGAAACUCUGGAGGGGAAGACAUUGAACUGCUGGCUUUCCAGACGGUCACCGGAAAGUGCAGUGAGACCAUCUUUGAAGACUUGCGAGAGCCUCCAAAGAAACCUCUCCACCUGAAGGGCCAGAUGAAGUACGUCCCCCCGUGGGACUCCCUCAUCUUCCUGGGGACACCCAUCAUCGAGACAGUGGAGGACAUGAUAAAGAUGGGCGUGUACGUGAACGAUCUGAACCUGCAUGACUCCAGCAGAGAGCUCAUUUUGGCCGGGACGCAACAAUCGGCUGAGCUGCAGCUGGCCCUCGACCAGGAGCAACAGAAAUAUGCUCAGCUGAUGAAAAUCAUCAAGAAGCUGGAUGAAGAGAAGAAGAGAGGAGAUUCUUUGCUGUACGCCAUGAUCCCUAAAGCUGUGGCCGACCGCCUCAGGAAGGGGAUAACUGCACUGGAGACAUGCCAGGUCUUCCCAGAUGUGACCAUCCUGUUCAGCGACGUGGUCAAGUUUAACGAGAUCUGCAUCCACAUCACACCCAUGCAGGUGGUGGACAUGCUGAACGAGAUCUACAUCGUCUUCGACACGCUCAGCGAGAAGCACAACGUCUAUAAGGUGGAGACGAUCCGUGAUGCCUACAUGGUGGUGGCGGGCGUGCCCAACAAGACCACCUUUCAUGCGCACCAUAUCUGCGACAUGGCCCUGGACAUGCUGAGCUCCAUCGACCACCUUAAAGACCCCUCCACCGGGGAUAACAUCCAGAUCAGAGUCGGUGUUCACUCCGGUAUGGUGGUGGCUGGCGUGGUGGGUCUGAAGAUGCCUCGCUACUGUCUGUUUGGCGACACGGUGAACUCCGCUUCAAGGAUGGAGAGCAAUGGAGUGGUGACUGGCGACAUAUUAAACUAUCUCUCGCCCAUAACCCCGGGCAACAGUAUAAAUAACUGCAGACGUUCAUCAUUUCACUCAAACUAA
Messenger RNA from Cottoperca gobio, 2148 nucleotides. Its product is annotated as soluble guanylate cyclase 88E-like. Gene Ontology annotation, molecular function: heme binding; guanylate cyclase activity. Gene Ontology annotation, cellular component: guanylate cyclase complex, soluble. Bases 157 to 2148 code for a protein of 663 amino acids. The transcript has 14 exons. Gene Ontology annotation, biological process: cGMP biosynthetic process; response to oxygen levels; nitric oxide-cGMP-mediated signaling. NCBI's taxonomy places the organism in Eukaryota, Metazoa, Chordata, Actinopteri, Perciformes, Bovichtidae. The record is from RefSeq and is a predicted model, not a curated record.